Messenger RNA from Durusdinium trenchii, 1704 nucleotides. Lineage: Eukaryota; Dinophyceae; Suessiales; Symbiodiniaceae. The record is from the annotation of a GenBank genome assembly.
AUGGGCUUGGAGGAUGCGGAUAAAGCUGCAGCAGCAGAGUUGGUUAAACAAGCAGCACAGGCUAUCUUUCUCUUCCCAGAUAAUCUGGAAUCUGGCUCGCCAGAGGAGAACAAUGCUUAUGGCAAGCUCAGUGAUUUCUUCUGGUUCACAAAGUCAGAAUUUUCCGAGAAUGUGCAGCAGCUGCAACAAAAGGUUCUGGCAUCCGCACUCUCACACAUCUUCACCACUAGCCCAAAGGAUGACUAUCAAUGUGAAGCUCAUGACUACGCUGCCCUUUUGCUAUGCUUUCUUCCCCAGCAAGAUGUCAUGGCCAAGGCAGUGCUUGAUGAACAUGUUGGAAAAUAUCUCGUGAUCUUGGGAAAUCUCGCAGGCAAGGUGAAGUCAAUCACCGGCUACAAGAAGUUUGCUUUGUUUCUUCAGGCUGAACUGAGCCGAUCUCAGCAAGAUCAGGCUGCAACACAGCGUGCCAAGACUUUGCAGACUGAUGUGUCUGAAGUCAAUGCAAUCCUGACAGGCCGAACACAGGUGGGGCCGUUCACCUUGAUGCGCUUGGUUGAUAUGGUCAAAACUCUCCAGAAGCUUGUUGAGGGCAUCGCUGCUCUUCCUAUGGGUGAGAGCUCCCAGCGCAAGGAGAUCCGCGAGUUCAUCGUGGACCGCUUCACACAGACAGUGGGCAGUUUCCUGCGCACAUGGGAUGUGAUUGGGGCUGAGCUUGUGGAUGAUGUGAUGGCCUUUGCUGAUGCUUUUGGCAAGACGGAGAAGAUGUUAGAGCUGUGUGCUCCGCUGAAACUGACCACCAAGGACGUGCUCAAGAAUGUGGGCUACCUUUGUGAGGCUUUCGCUUUCCAACAUCAUUCAGAACAGUUCAUGCAGGCUCUAUCAACACAAGAUGUGAGCAUAUGGACUGACAAUGGCCAGCCAGAUACACCUCAAGCUGAGCGAGCGCUGCGAUUCCAACACUUGUGUUGUGAUUAUCUGCCAAACUUCAAGCUUUGCGCAGCAUGGUCAGCAUUCACCAAAGAAGCACAGGACGGCUUCGACAAUCUGUUUGGACAAUUGCGGAAGCUAUCGAAGGAUGUGAUGUGGAAGCUGCACAACAUGGUCGUUGAUUUCUAUGGCACCUCCAAUGACAAACCAAAGGACGGGUGGAUGGCAUCAGACCCAGGCCUGGAGAAAGCGCAUGCCGACAUGAAGAGUGCGCUCAUGAAACUCCAGGCGCUUUGUCCGGCUGGAGAAGCUCCGUCUUCUGUGAUGAAGGUGCUUGAGACAUCCAUCAAAGAGAUUGACAGCAUCUUAGACGUGCAGCUCACAGCCGAGGAAAAGAAUAUGAAGGCAGAGAUCUGUGCAGAGAUCAAAUCUAUGCGGUCGCUAUUGCCAGCAUUGACCUUGGAGGAGUUGAUGAAUGAUCAGUCAGUGGAGUUUUUUCAGAGCCAAAUGGCUAACGCAUCUUCAGUGAGCGGUCGUGCUGGACCAUUUUUCGAGAGAAUUGAUGCGUCCAAACCACUUGAUCGCUUUGGACAAGAGCUCUGUGGUGAGGUCAACCAGUUGUCAUCUUUCUUGAAGGUGUUCUUGGCAUCGCUGUCUGCUUGUGGCAUUCUCAAACAGGCAGAUCCUGCCAAAGCUGCAUCGUUCGAGGAGACGCGGCUGAAACCCAGAGAUUUGUCAAUGGACCAGAUUCCCAAAUGUAUCAGGUCCAAGAUCGAA